AUGCAUCAUAACACACAAACAAAAUUUCAAAGUUACUUGUGCUUCCACUUGUUUUCUUCCAUGGCUGGUCCAGUUUCGGGUGAUACAGAAGCGCAGUGCGCUCGAGAUCCGAGCAGCAAGCCCGGUGGCUGGAUAACUUUUCCAUUCAUGAUGGCUACAUUGUUAGGUAUGUCCAUAACAUCUUUCGGAUGGGUACUGAACUUGAUUGUGUUCUUGAUCGAGGAAUUCAACAUCAAGAGCAUCGCUGCUGCUAAGAUUUCGAACAUUGUCAAUGGAUGCCUCAGCAUGUUGCCUCUUGUAGCAGCCAUUUUAGCUGAUUCUUUCUUUGGAAACAUUCUUGUCAUCUCCGCCUCUACUUUCAUCUCGCUUACUGGGAUUCUUCUGCUGACUCUGAUCGCAUCUUUGGACUUGUUGAAACCUAUACCGUGUGCAACCGGAUCAAUCCUAUGCCAGUCUCCAUCGGCACUCCAGCUUGGGAUCUUGUAUACAGCCUUAGUUCUAGUAACCACUGGAGCAGGUGGGACACGGUUCACCCUGGCAUCUGCAGGUGCAAACCAAUACGACAAACCUAAGGAUCAAGGAAGCUUCUUCAACUGGUACUUCCUCACACUAUACGCUGGGGCCAUUACCGGAGCGACAGCGAUUGUCUACACACAGGACAAUGCUAGCUGGAAACUCGGGUUUGGCCUCUGCGCUGCUGCAAAUUUCGUAAGUUUCGUUGUUUUCGUCAGCGGGAAAAGGCUCUACAAGCAUGAGAAACCCAUGGGAAGCCCUUUCAAAAGCCUCAUCAGCGUUGUAGUCGCCGCUACAGUGAAAAGAAAGGCUGUGAUUUCAUCACAAGACGAAGACUAUCACCAGGGACUCGCCAAGACUUCUCCUGCAAUAAUACCCUCCAAGAGCUAUGGGUUCUUGAACCGUGCAGCCUUGAAAACCGAAGACGGCGGCGGCUCAGUUAACAACAUCUGGAGGGUGUGCUCUGUUCAGGAAGUAGAAGAUUUCAAAGCCAUUCUCCGACUUCUUCCUCUGUGGGUAGCCAUAAUCUUUGUUAGUACUCCAAUGGUGAUGCAAACAAGCUUGAUGGUACUCCAAGCUCUAGUCACGGACCGUGCGCUUGGUCCACACUUCAAAGUCCCGGCCGGGUCCCUCCAAGUCAUUAUAAUGACCUCCGCAUCCACCUUUAUAAUAAUCAACAACUGGCUUGUCUACCCCAUGUAUCAGAAGCUAACCGGUAAGCGGCUAACUCCGCUUCAAAAGGUCGGGAUAGGCCAGGUUCUCACCAUCCUUAGCAUGGCAGUCUCAGCGGUUGUGGAAGCAAAGAGGCUGAAAACAGUUGAAAACGGGCAUCCCAUGUCAGUGCUAUGGCUGUUUCCUCCUCUCGUUAUAGUGGGGAUAGGCGAGGCCUUCCAGUUUCCAGGAAACAUUGAAUUGUUCUAUGGAGAAUUCCCGGAGUCUCUGAGGAACACCGCGACUUCACUGACCUCGCUGGUGAUUGGAAUCUCUUUCUAUCUGAGCACAGCUCUGAUCAGUCUCCUCCAGAGGACUACCAAAUGGUUACCAAAUGACAUUAACAACGGAAGAGUUGACAAUGUUUACUGGGUUUUAGUCGUUGCAGGAGUCUUGAAUUUCGGAUAUUUUCUCGUCUGCUCUUGGUUCUACACAUACCGAAAUCUCCAAGGUGAUAAUGAACAAGAUCCUAAAGAUGUUUCAACCUAAGACAGACAACAAGUUGGCUUCAGUUUUCUCUAAUUUGUAGCAUGCUCUUGUUAACUUGUAUAUCUGUGUUUGCAAUUUUUACCAUGCCAAGUGUGUUUUUGUUUAAUGAAACUGAUAUAUUAACUUUGUUGCAUGCUCCUCUUUUUUCUCAUGUUUAGUAUCUAUGAAUGUAACAGGGUAAUUGACUGAUGUUUUUGUAUACAUUACAAGAACUCUCUCUCCUCUCUCCCUCUUCCCUCGAACAAAGCCAGAUCUGAGAUUAGCUCCGGCAACCUGACGGCGCGCGUACCGGCGUCGGAAGCACCCUCCUUCUCCCAUGUAACUCGUUUUUUGGUUUGCUUCACUAUCGUGUCAUCUCUUUCCUCGUCUUGUUCGGUGCUCUGCUCCUGGAGGAUCGCCAGUUUCGUCUUCGGUCGACAGGAGUUCCGGUUCUGGUGUUGUUCGACUGGGUGGUGGAGUUUCGACGCGGGGGCGGUUAUGGUCUCUGUCGGUGAAGUCGGAUUUUAGGGUUUGGCAAGGGGUUCCUUAAGCUCCUUGCAGGGACGGUGGCGCGUGGAGGAGUCUGGUCAGUUCAUCCGCCUGGGUUCUGAGUUGCAGGUUCAGAUCUGCCUCGUCUCAUCCGGUGGGUGAGGGGCGUGUGGUUGAGGAAACAACACUUUCUCCUUGGAGUCUUGGAAAGGUGUGUUCUUUUUUCUCUCGUCUUGGGUGCCUUGGAGGCUCAGUUUAACUCAAGGGCGUGCUUAGUCCGAGUCGCUGGCGUGUGUUGGGGCUUGCGAUGGUGGCGCGUGAAAUGUUGCUGCAGUACGGUAUAGGGAUGUCGUCUAUGGCUUGUCUGAGGUGAUGUUGCAACUUUCCUCUCAAUGUUAUCGGUUUCUCUUCCCGGCUUAUUGGUUCCAGUCUUCCGGUGAUCCUUUGUCGAUUGGCUCAUUUAGAUGUCUAGCUCUUGUUGUGUGUUGUUAGUUUGGUUUGGAUCCGUCCCACCGGGUUCAUCUUUUGACGUCUCAAGCGUACCUCACUUCGGUUCUCAAAGUAGGCAACUGACGAGGUGUUUGGAGUCUUCUUGUGUCAGAGGGGUCUCUCUCUCCUUGGUGAAUCAGUUGGCGCUGCAGCUCAUCCCAGUACCAUGAAGCUCUCAUGGUAGUGUUGCUUUGAUAUCGCUAUUUGCAGGUCUUGGAGCUUCUCUGGUUGCGAUAAGUUGCGGCUGUCCCGUGCCCGCCUUUUGUUCUCGUUCUUAGCCAUGAAGCCUUCAUUGGUCUUCUUGUUUAGGAGCGGCUGAGGCGUUGCUGAAGAUUGUACAGGUGUUGGGGAGCGAUUUUCAAAAGGUUGCGUUCUUAACCCUUCUUCUAUAGCAUUUGUGUGUUUAAAUGGCGGUGAAGAUUAUGAGUUUCGAGGCGUUCAUCGAGGGCUAGCUACUCCAGAGACGACUUGAGGAUUUCCGGCAUCCGAGGAAACGAGGAGAACCUCCCACGGCAUCGUCGAAGGUUGAGAACGGCUUUAGAUUCCUUAGGAUUUUAAAAUCGGGUUAGCGGAACGUGUCCGCUUUAGUGGGUGAGCGAAGCUAGCUUGUAAUAAAUUGACUAGGGAAAUUUUGUUCAAAUCAGGCUUGUAAUCGGAUCUGAAUUCCGUUAAACCGGGUUGAUUUUAAUAUAUAUAAUU
This is a messenger RNA of Brassica oleracea var. oleracea, 3369 nucleotides long. Its product is annotated as protein NRT1/ PTR FAMILY 2.3-like. The transcript is spliced from 3 exons. Gene Ontology annotation, cellular component: plasma membrane. Bases 1 to 1713 code for a protein of 570 amino acids. Gene Ontology annotation, biological process: transmembrane transport; oligopeptide transport. Lineage: Eukaryota; Viridiplantae; Streptophyta; Magnoliopsida; Brassicales; Brassicaceae. Gene Ontology annotation, molecular function: transmembrane transporter activity. The record is from RefSeq and is a predicted model, not a curated record.